AUGAUCUGGGGUAGAAUAGUAAAAAACAUCUCAUGUAAAGUUGAAAAUAUAGGAAAGAGAAGCAUUUCAAAUUAUUGUGAUAAAAUAAAGUAUAAUAAAUUAUAUAGAAAUGAUAUUGUAUGUUUAAGAAAUAUACAAAAACGAACUUAUUUGCAUUUUGCUCGUACAUUACCAGAAGACUAUGAACUUCCUUUAGAUACUUUUCCAGAAAAUAUAAGUGAAAUAUUAAAAAAGGAUAAGAAAUCUCUUGAUUUUAUUCAAAGUUACUGGUAUUGGAAAAUAAGAAGUGAAACUAAUUUACUUAAUUAUGAGAAGUUAAUUAAAAAAUCAUAUAAGCAAUUAGCUGUCGAUAUGGGAAUGCAGAUUGCAAACCCAGAUAAUGAGCAUAUGCUAGCAUUACUAGAGUUUUACGAAUACUUAAAAUCUUCUCCUUUCGUUGGCCCAUUUGGUACUAUUGAAAAUCCAGUUAUAAUCCCGAGUGUUCAUACAGAAAGAGUAGUCUGCUGUACAGGGGGUACAGGGGAAAAUGAGCACGUUCCUUUAUUUUUUCGUUGUAGAGAAGGAUUUUUAUAUAGAUGUGGAGAAUGCGAUCAAAUAUUUAUGCAUGUACGUGUAUUAUAUUCAUUAAGUGAUGGAAACGAUCCAUUUCCAAAUGAUCCCGACGUAGAUGAUGUUUUUGAUUUAAAUUUAAUUGAAGAAAAUAUGAAAUUAUAUAAUGAUGAUCAAUAUGUUCGUUGGCCUACUGGAAAUGUUACAUAUAGACAAAUGUUUCUUGAAGGAAAAUGGGGAAAUGAAAAACCAAAUAAUAUUUCUAACUUAAGUUUAAAUAAAUAA
Messenger RNA from Plasmodium relictum, 834 nucleotides. It is a transcript of the gene COX5B, whose product is annotated as cytochrome c oxidase subunit 5B, putative. Lineage: Eukaryota; Apicomplexa; Aconoidasida; Haemosporida; Plasmodiidae. The transcript has 2 exons. The record is from RefSeq and is a predicted model, not a curated record. Gene Ontology annotation, cellular component: mitochondrial envelope. Bases 1 to 834 code for a protein of 277 amino acids. Gene Ontology annotation, biological process: mitochondrial electron transport, cytochrome c to oxygen.